AGGCUUAGUCCCAAAUCGUUGACUUAUAUGUACUUUAUAGUGCACUAAGGGACUCAGUGAAAGUUGGACUGCGUAGAGUUUAGUGCACAGGGUGUAUGUAGUGUGGAUGGCGGCUUAUUGGGAUCGAGCCCGCCGUGCUUCAGUAGCUUAGCCGGUUAGCUUAGAUGUAGAUUUAGCUGUUGGAGACUCCGGCGCUGGAUAAACUUCAGUUUUCAUUACAUUUUAAAGCGGAUAUUGUUUUAAAAGGCACGUAAACGGAUAAAGUGAUGGCGGAGCAGGACGAGGACGUGGUGAAGUGUAAGAGGAGCAGGACGCUGAUUGUGAGGCAUCUGCCUGCAGAUCUGAGCCGGGAGGAGAAGGAGGAUCUGCUGAAGUAUUUUGGAGCUUCUGGUGUUCGAGUCCUCUCAGUUAAAGGCCCUUUAAAACACACAGCUUUCGCCACUUUCUCCAGCGAGAUUUCAGCCUCGAAGGCACUGAAGAGGCUUCAUCAGCUGAGGAUUCUGGGUCAUACGCUCGUCGUCGAGUUUGCAAAGGAUCAAGAUAACGUCACUGUGCCGAACAGUUCAGCAGUUCCGGACAGGGGAGCUGAUCAGAAAGCUGGAAAAGAGAAAAAGGAAAAUCAGCAGCAUCCGAGCGUUCCUCUCAUCGAUAACAGCAUCGCUCCAGCACUCGGGUUGAAAUUUCAAACAAAUCCCACACUGAAAUAUUUAUACCCUCCUCCUUCAAGUGCGAUUGUGACAAACAUCACACACACUCUGCUCAGCGUGCCCAAGUUCUACGUUCAGGUUCUUCACUUGAUGAAUAAGAUGAACCUCCCGUGCCCGUUCGGACCCGUCACCAACCCCCCACCAGUGUUUGAGAUGGCUCACGGCCCACUGCCCCUGUUGGUGCCGCUGCCACCUCCGUUCCCCCCGGAGAAUCCCCCACUGCCACAGGGCACCGGAGGGUCUGACAGCGAGGAGUCGGAGUAUGAGAGUGGAGACGACGAGGACAAAGAAAGGAUGAUCAGGCUGAUGGGGCUUGUUAACCAGCCGUGUAAGAGACCCCUGAGAUCAAAGGCUGCCUCCAAGAGGAAGAAACCCAAGCUGAAGGAUCUUCUGUUCGCUCCUAAACCAGAAUCCCACAGCGCCCCGGCCCCGGCGCUGCAGCCCGCUGACGUGUUCGAGCAGCCGGCCUCUCUGGGACAGAAGAAGAUCGAGUUCCACAUUUCGGCUGAAGUCGGAGACAUGCUGGAGACACCUGUCCAGCCCACAGAGCAGAGUACAGUGGAGGAGGAAGCAGACGCAGCGGAGCAGCAGGAGGCAGGAACAGGCUUCGGGAAGAUCUUCCCCAGCACACAGGCCAGCAGACAGGAGGAGAGCAGCGGAGGGGAAGAGGACAUGCCCUCCGAAUUCAUCUCCAGGAGAGAGCUGGAGAAGGGCAGGCUCUCCAGAGACGAGAUAAAGAGGAUGUCAGUCUUUAAGAAUUAUGAACCUGGAGAACCAACCUGCAGGCUUUACGUGAAGAACAUCGCAAAACAAGUGGAAGAAAAAGACCUGAAGUACAUCUACGGCAGGUACAUCGACCCCUCCUCCGAGCAAGAAAGAAACAUGUUUGAUAUCGUUUUAAUGAAGGAGGGGAGAAUGAAAGGUCAGGCCUUCGUCGGGCUCCCCACCGAGAAAAGUGCAGAGAGAGCCUUGAGGGACACCAACGGAUACGUCCUGCACGACAAGCCCCUCGUCGUGCAAUUUGCCCGUUCAGCGAGACCAAAGCAGGACGCGGGCGAUUCGAAGACGGGAGCGAAGAAACGCUAAAUAGCCCUCAGGUGAUGAAUCGUCUGUCUUCAAGCAAACUACGUCAUUCAGUUGAUGUGAUGCAACUUUAUUUUUAUUGUAUAUUAAGGUGUAUUGUCAAUAAAUAAUAAAAGUACAUUUAAUAUCAAAGUCAA
Messenger RNA from Astyanax mexicanus (Mexican tetra), 1927 nucleotides. RefSeq names its product RNA-binding region (RNP1, RRM) containing 3 (gene rnpc3). NCBI's taxonomy places the organism in Eukaryota, Metazoa, Chordata, Actinopteri, Characiformes, Acestrorhamphidae. Gene Ontology annotation, cellular component: U12-type spliceosomal complex. Gene Ontology annotation, biological process: mRNA splicing, via spliceosome. The transcript is spliced from 16 exons. Gene Ontology annotation, molecular function: U12 snRNA binding; pre-mRNA intronic binding; protein binding. The coding region runs from base 267 to 1793 and encodes 508 amino acids. The record is from RefSeq and is a predicted model, not a curated record.